GGGAGCCGAAGUCGUUUGGAGUUUUGCUGGCGAACAGCAGAGUAGCAGCAUGUGCAGCCCUCACGAAAACUGCGGUGGUUUGCAGGAUGCAAACAAUGGGGCUGCAUAAAGGUCGUCGCGGCAUUCCGGAUUCUGGCCGAGAUAAGUUACUGGGAUGAUGCACUAGGAACCAGUAGAAUGCGAGGGAGCUGAGGUCUCCCUACAAUGCGCGCGCACUUGAUGAGAGUGUCAGAUCAUCCACGGCCCCGAUUGACUCUCGCUGUUGCAUGGCCUCGUGCUCCAGGAGUUGACCUCGGAUCGCGUUAAUGCAUCGUAAGCACCGGAGGCUCGUUGGAUUCUUGGAGCUCUUGGCCCCUGAAUUGCUGUCGACACACUUAUCUUGGGGUGGGCUUCACUUCGUCCCUCGAUUUCUACCCACUCCACACUUCUCUUGCAGAAUCUGUUUGUAAGCUUCUAGCCGACCAAACUAAUACGCGCACUAGACAGAUCAGCACCAGAGUGCACACCUCACCAGAGUGCACUACCUAUCUCCACUUUGUGCGUCACUGCUACACUAGUGUGAGCUAACCAUUUUAAUAAGUUGACCUGGCCGGAGCUAGAGUGGAUAGGUAAGUUUACGUGUCUAGUUCUUUGUGAGCACUUUCUGAUUCCAUUUCGGUCUUCAGCUGUCAUCAUUCGAAAGGAACUCAACGUGAUCACGUACAAGUAGAUAUACAACUUUGCAGUCGAAAAUCUGCAUCUCUUUGGUAUCCAACAUUGCAUAUAGUGCACUUAGCACUACCAAGUAUAAUUCGCGAUCUCCCUCUGGGGAGGGGCGAGGGAGAAGUCUAGUGCUUGGUGUACUAGCAGGAACGGAUCAUCUAUAACAAUGACCAGGGCUCCACUCGGCGACAUCGAGAAAGAGGUGUUGAAGAAAGGACCGUGGACACCCGAUGAAGAUCAAAAGCUUGUGGCUUAUAUUCAACAGCACGGUCAUGGCAGCUGGCGCUCUCUCCCGAUCAAUGCAGGUCUCCAACGUUGUGGCAAGAGCUGCAGGUUGAGGUGGACGAACUACCUUAGGCCUGAUAUCAAGAGGGGCAGAUUCUCGCAUGAGGAAGAUCAGAUGAUUGUCCAUCUCCAUGCAAUUCUAGGCAACAGAUGGUCUGCCAUAGCUAGCCAUCUUCCUCGCCGCACUGACAACGAGAUCAAGAACUACUGGAACACACACUUGAAGAAGCGUCUCAUGCAAAUGGGAAUUGACCCUGUAACACACAAGUCCACGGCAGCGGAGGAGCUCGUGCAUUACAGCAUCAUCCCCGGGCUGCGGCCCGUGGUUUCAACAAAUCUCACCCACAUGUCGCAAUGGGACAGUGCCCGCGCAGAAGCGGAAGCCAGGCUUUCACGGCAAUCAUCUCUUACAUCUCCUGCUUCAGACUUAGCACAGACUUCUCUAGAGCACCAGAAAUCUAACCUGAGCACCAAGAAUGAUGUCAACAAUCAAGUCGCAUCCUCCAACUUCAUGAGCUCCUGGAAGGCUCAGGUCACUGAGACACUGAGACCUAACUUUGGCGUUGUGGAGCUCGACAAACCACCCGCUAGCCCAGUCAAUCUUCAAAAGUUUUUACAAGAGUGGGAAUCCUCACUAAAAGCCCCCCAGCCAGAAAUGGAAGGUCCUUCAAUUCACGACUCUAUCACUAAUAUCCCUUCACUGAGUUCCGGCACCGCGUCUGAAUUAGUAUCCACUCAAUACAGCCCCGACGUCUCCUCGGCCUCCUACCGCAUGCCAGUUUCUUCCAUGAUAUUGCCAUCACCAGCUCAAAUUUCCGAGCGGCUUAUGGCUUCUCGACAUUGUGACUCGCUUCUACCGCUCCCCCGAAUCGACCUUGCAGGUUCAAACAUUUUUCCUGCCCAAUCCCCGUCCGCGACAGAAUCCAGCUUUAGUUUUUCGGGCCUGUGCAAGGUGGAUAACGAACACCAGUAUUCCCCAACGAGUAUUCUUCACGGCCCCAGCGGCCACGAUUCUUCUUACUCCAGUCCUUGUGGCAGCAGUAGCAGUGCUUAUGACAGUGUCGACAUUCUGGCGCAGAGCUUCUCUUUGGUCCACAAUGACAACCACCAACACUCCAGAGCAACCCUGGCAAUGAACUUUUCUCAGGAACCGUCUUUUUGGACUCAGCAGCAAGUGGCUUUGGUGGACGCACUUCAGCCCGAGUCUUACUUCACGCACGAGCUUGGAGUGAACAUCGCUCAGAAACCCCCAUCCCACAGUUUCAACCUGAGCGUGAACUCCAUGGUGAACCAAGUUGGAGUGCCGAACAACAUCCCCAUUCCACAGUUUGAUUAUUUGUGUUGAGAGCAUCUUUGUUGCAUAUUUUCGUCGGUCUCGAUGUACUAGUAUAGCGAAUUUGCACAUGUUUUUCGUUUUUCGUUUUUAUUUUUAUUUAUUUUAUUUUUCCUUUGAUUUCUACCGCGUCCCCUUGAGGAGACGGAAAUCACAAUGGUGAAUGACGGAGGCGACAUUGGCCAUGCCAAUUCGGUCUAUGCGUUUGGAACUUGAAGGACCCUCUGUUUAUAGAGGGAGUUCGAGAGCUGCGUCAGGCGAGUGCGCCGCAUGUGCCCAAGUUUUGUAGAUAGUUGAGAUAAUAUCACUAGAUGGCAGAAUUGUUGUUGUUGUUGUUGUUGUUGUUUUGUGUUUUGUGUGUUUUUUAUUUUUUUUUAUUUUUUUAUUUUUUGUAUUUUUUGUGUUUUUUUACCAAUUUUUUGAUCGACACUCCCGCAUCCGGAGUGCCUGGCAUUUGUAUCAUUCAUGACCAUUUUUUUUGAAGAAUCUUCACCUCUUUUUAAAACAAA
Physcomitrium patens is the source of this 2829-nucleotide messenger RNA. Its product is annotated as myb-related protein Pp1. The record is from RefSeq and is a predicted model, not a curated record. Lineage: Eukaryota; Viridiplantae; Streptophyta; Bryopsida; Funariales; Funariaceae.